AUGAGUGCUGUAAGUCUUAGUGCAGCGACAGAUUAUCACCGUGACAAGAAAACCCAGUGCAGCCCCCUCAUUAGCUCUACUCACACAGUGAAACUCUUCACCGGUAACUGGGUAACUCGGGAGUUAAGUCUCUGUACAAUUUACAGAGCACUUGUGACCUCGUGUUCACCGCUAGGAUUUACCACGACCACCGAGCUGGUUGCACCACCUGGAAUCCUAGAGCGGACCGGAAGUGAGCGCAGCUCCCGGGGCCUGGCUGGAACGAGCUGGGGCCUGAGGCGGGUGUGUGAGACGAGCCCCCACCUCGCCCGGGAGUGUCGCUUGUUGCCCACUUCUUUGGCUUGGCUCGAGAGGGUCCGAGCUCCCUUGAGGGGGAAGUGGCGGAGGGGAGAGGGCGUCUGCGCGGCGACAAUCGGGCCUUCCCUGCCGACGGCUAGCGGUGUGGAAGAGCUCCUCUCCCUCUCCCCGCAUCCCGGGCCCGGGCCUCGGAGCGCCGGUUUCAGAGAGACCUGUGUGGUUUUCUUGUUUGGGGAUAGUAGACCCAGGCUUUAG
Molecule: messenger RNA, 552 nt
Organism: Rangifer tarandus platyrhynchus (Svalbard reindeer)
Lineage: Eukaryota; Metazoa; Chordata; Mammalia; Artiodactyla; Cervidae
Source: the annotation of a GenBank genome assembly